Messenger RNA from Racocetra fulgida, 3171 nucleotides. The record is from the annotation of a GenBank genome assembly. NCBI's taxonomy places the organism in Eukaryota, Fungi, Glomeromycota, Glomeromycetes, Diversisporales, Gigasporaceae.
GUGGCCAUUAACGAAGAGGAUGCGGCGUCGACUGCCAGUUCGAUAUCAGAUCCUUACCCAAAUUUAUUAUUUCGGUGUAAUCGUUGCACACUCACUGCGCAUGAACAUUGUCUGCCUCCAUUAAAUGAAGAUGAUCCACCUGAGCUUAAAAUAGAAAUUUAUCGCGAAAAAUGGAAUUGUCAUUUAUGUGAUCGUUGGAAAUGGGAAAUUGAUAAAAUAUUAACUUUUAGAUACAUUUCGAAUAAAUCUGAAGAACAAUCGUCUGUAUCGAACGAUUUGAUAAAGGAAUCCGAAAUUGAGGCGCUUGUUAAAUUCAAAGAUCGAUCUUAUCUUCCCUUAAAUGAAGAAGAUGUUAUUCCUCGUGAAUGGCUAAAAAUACAUCGUGUUCUUGACGUAGAAUAUUCUAACAAUAAAACUCUGCGAGAUAAAUUAUCCUCCAGAAAGGGUGGAGCAGGCGUAGAAACAAUGAAAAGGGCAUUUAUAAAAUGGAAAGGCCUUAAGUAUAUUGAAUCUACAUGGGAAGACAUAUCUGAAUUGGAUGAAAAGAAGUUUGCUAAAGCCCUAAAAAUUCGCCGCAAAGCUUACAAAAUUGACGUAAUGGAUCGGUUCGUGGAUAGAUCGUUUCAGGAGAUAAAAAAACAACCUGCGUGGCUGUCGAGUAAUCCCAAAUAUAAAAACAAAUUGAUGGAUUAUCAGUUGGAUGAAUUUCAUGGGGACAAAGAAUCUUGCGAGGUUGUUGAAAAAUACGAGAUGUUUCCCGACGAAUCAUCGUUGAAGUGUCACGUGCUGAUAACUACUCCAGAAACCGUCCUUUUUCGCUCUAGAGUCCUUUCAAAAGUUCGUAUGUGGGAAGUAAUGGUUGUCGAUGAAGCGCACAGCCUAAAAGGUGGUGAUGCAGGAAAAGAAUUAGCUGAGCAAUAUCAAGGACUACCUUCUGUCGAGCAAUUGCCAGCAUUGCAUAAGUUGUUGAAAAAUUAUUUUUUGAGACGUACUAAGAGUCAAGUCAAUAUAGAACUUCCUCCAAUGGUCACAAAAGCACGAAAAUGCAAAUCAACCGGAUUUUCUAAUAUAAUGAUGGGCCUACGACAGAUCGUUUGUCACCCAUACAUUAUUAAUCGUGAAGUGGAUAAUGGCGAAGAUCAUGAAAACUAUGAAACCUAUGACGCCGAACGGCGAAAAAAGCUUGUAGAAUCAAGUGGAAAACUCAUUAUCUUGCGAGAUAUGCUAAGAAAAUUACAUAAUACUGGACACCGGGUGCUAAUAUUCUCCCAAUUUGUAGAUAUGUUAUCUAUAUUGGAAGAAUUUUGUGAGGAUGAAGGAUAUUCACACGUGAAACUUGUAAUACGCCAGGAGAAUAUUUCUGCUUUUCAAGCACCUGACAAAGAUAUCUUCAUAUUUUUGUUAACAACACGCGCUGGUGGCGUUGGAUUGAAUUUGAUGGCUGCUGACACGGUGUUUAUAUUCGAUCCGGAUUUUAAUCCGCAUCAAGACAUACAAGCUUUGAGUCGUGUACAUCGGAUUGGUCAAUACAAACCCGUAAAAGUAUUUAGGUUUAUUACUCAAUUUUCAGUAGAAGAACGUAUAGUAGAAAAAGGUAAAAUAAAACUCGCUAAAAACGAGCUUGUUGUAGAGAAAAUGGAUGAUGAAAUUCUCGAUGUCGAAGAGGUCGAUGACAUAAUUCGUUGCGGAGUGCAAGCAUUAUUUAGCGAAGAUGCUAAUGAAAAACCUGUUGGAAUUUAUACCGACGAAGCAAUUGAGAAGCUGUUAGACCGUUCUCAGAUGAAGGCUGUUGAGAAGAAUACGGAGUCCAAAAAUUUGACUGGAUUCGCUUUCGCACGUGUAUGGGACACCGAAAAUCAGGUCAUAAUUGAUGAGAUCAAAACUGCAGAACGGGACGGAGAAGCUAAAACUUCAACCGAUUUCUGGGAUAAGAUUCUAGCACAUGUCGCCAAGCCGUCAACAGUAGCUCCUAUUGAAGAAUCUUCCUCAUCUGAGUCAAGCUCGGAUGAACUAGAUGAGGAUGUUGUGGUUAUUAAUAUGAUCGAAGAUGUUAAAUUAAAAUCUGCAAAAAAUGCUCGAAAGGAAAAAUCAAAAAUCCAAAAUCAAGUGGACAUUAUGGAAAAUGGACAACAAACAACCAUGCAGAAUCAAGUGAACGUUAUGGAAAAUGUACAACAAACGAAAAUCCAGAAUCAAGUGAACAUUAUAGAAAAUAGAAAACCAACAAAAAUCCAGAAUCCAAUAACCAUUCUUCAAAAUGAGCAACGAAUAAAACCCAUUUCAGAAAUCCAGAAUCCAAUAACCAUUCUUCAAAAUGAGCAACGAAUAAAACCCAUUUCAGAAGCUAAUAACACUCAUGUUAGACAACCGUUAACAUACGUUUCAGGUGAAAUGGCCAACUCUUCACAAAAACAAUUAGCUCCGGUUUCAUCUGCUCAACACAACUCACGUUAUAUCGCACCGGCAUAUAAUCAGAAGAAUUCGGAAUCUCCGAUGGCGCUAAACAUACAGCAGCAGCAACAAUAUUAUGCACAAUUGCGUAUGCAGCAAUAUUAUCGUCAAAUGCAGAUGCGUAGACAGGGAUAUAGUGGUUAUCCUGUAGAACCUCAGACGGCUAAUUCGUUAAUGACCAAUAGUUCAGUCAAUUCCAGCAGGCCGGUUGCAGCUCAAAGUGUUCAACCUCAUCUUAUUGCAGUUGAUAACAGCAAUUCACCACAAAAUGCAUAUGAUAUGACUACCACAUAUUUACAAUUUCCUCAGGGAACAAGUCUAAAUUCUCAGGAAUUUUAUUACAGCAAUAAUUCACAUAUUAAUCAAACGUACAUUAAGGACACUAAUAUGAUGAACUAUAACACUACACCAACAAUUAAUAACAUUAAUGCAACUAAUAUUAAUAUUAAUGUAAAUAUUCAACAAAAUAAUGUUGUAAUUCCUAGUCAAGCAAAUGUGAGGAAAUUAACUAAUGCAAGUGGUGAUUUGCAACAGAUUGGCUUACAAGAAACGACGGACGUAGCUUUGGAAAGUGGCAGUAAUGCGCCUAAUUCAAAUAAGACGAUGAUUAAUCACUUUAUGAUGAUAUUCGAUAAAUUACAAAAAAGUCAAGAAGAUGUGACAAAUAGAUUAAUAGCAUUAAUAAGAGUUUAUCGCGAAUUACAAAAGUUAGAAUUCGAC